AUGGGUAUCCCAGCGGCUUUCCGGUGGUUAUCCACCAAAUACCCCAAGAUCAUUUCGCCGGUGAUCGAGGAUAAGCCUGUUGAAAUGGAAGAUGGCACCUCUAUCCCCGUCGACAUUACAAAGCCGAACCCAAAUGGCGAAGAGUUCGAUAACCUUUACCUGGACAUGAACGGCAUCGUCCAUCCCUGCGCCCAUCCAGAGGACAGGCCAGCACCCCAAGAUGAGGAGGAGAUGAUGCUGGAAAUCUUCAAGUAUACCGACCGCGUCUUCAACAUGGUCAGGCCUCGCAAGGUUCUGAUGAUUGCUGUUGAUGGUGUCGCCCCUCGUGCCAAAAUGAACCAGCAGCGAUCGCGCCGCUUCCGAUCCGCCCAGGAAGCCAAGGAAAAGGCCGAAGACAAGCUUGAGCUCCUCAAGCUGCUCAAGCAACAGAAGGGCGGCGACGUCAGUGCCGAGACCCUCGAAAGCGUCACAAAGAAGGCCUUUGACACCAACUCCAUCACUCCCGGCACCCCGUUCAUGGACAUCUUGGCCGGCAGCCUGAGGUAUUGGUGCGCGUACAAGCUCAACACAGAUCCGGGCUGGGCCAACGUCAAAAUCAUCAUCUCGGACGCAACAGUGCCCGGAGAAGGAGAACACAAGAUCAUGGACUUUGUGCGCUCGCAGCGAUCAUCGCCCGAUCACGACCCCAACACGCGACACGUCAUCUACGGCCUGGAUGCCGAUUUGAUCAUGCUGGGACUGGCCACUCACGAGCCUCACUUCCGUGUCUUGCGUGAGGAUGUUUUCUUCCAGCAAGGCAAACCGAGGCUGUGCAAGCUUUGUGGCCAGAAGGGCCACGAUGCACAACAAUGCAAGGGAGAGGUUAAGAAGAAGGAAGGCGAGUUUGAUGAGAAGCAGAAUGCCGAGCCACUGAAACCUUUCAUCUGGCUACACGUGUCUAUUCUGCGCGAGUACCUGAACGUUGAGCUCUACGUCCCGGACUUGCCGUUCCGCUUUGAUUUGGAGAGAGCCGUGGACGAUUGGAUCUUUCUUUGCUGUUUCGUCGGCAACGAUUUCUUACCCCAUUUGCCCGCACUUGAAAUCCGAGAGAAUGGUAUCAUCACCUUGACCUCGAUCUGGAAACAGAACCUGCCCCGGAUGGGUGGGUACGUCACAAAGGACGGCCACAUUGACCUGGAACGUGUUCAGUACAUUAUGGAUGGCCUAGCAAAGCAAGAGGACUCCAUCUUCCGGAAGCGUAAGGAACAGGAGGAUCGCAGGGACGCCAACGCGAAGAGGCGCAAGAUGCAGGACGACAGAGCCAAGUGGGGAAAUAACAGCGCCAACGGGCCGCACGUCUCGGAGCCUCCCAAGGCAAUCACUCAUGACAUGGUGGUUAACCGCGCCGCUGCUCAGAUGGAUGCUAACGUCGCCAACAAGAGCGCAGCGAGCAUGCUUAAAAGCCAGUUGAAGGCGAUGCAAUCCCAAGCCCCCGAAACAAGCGCUCCUGAGACUCCAGUCAAGGAAGGGGUCGCUUCUGAAGAAACCACCCCUGCUUCAGCUCUUGGCAAGCGCAAGGCUGCCCUCAUGGAGGAUGGCGAUAGCCCUGCUCCCAACAGCCCUACCCCUGGAACGCCGGCCAGUGGAAACGGCGAAGCGGUCGACACUGUGAGGCUCUGGGAGGACGGGUACGCAGAUCGUUACUACGAACAAAAGUUCCAUGUCGACCCCAAGAACGUUGAAUUCCGCCACAAGGUGGCGCACGCGUACGUCGAAGGCCUUGCCUGGGUUCUUCUCUACUAUUUUCAGGGAUGCCCGUCUUGGGAGUGGUUCUACCCGUACCAUUAUGCUCCAUUUGCUCAAGAUUUCGUCGGUCUCAAGGACCUUGACAUAACGUUUGAAAAGGGCAGAAAGUCCAAGCCUUACGAACAGUUGAUGAGCGUCCUGCCGGCCGCAUCACGCGAUAACUUACCCCCCAUCUUCCACGAUCUCAUGACCAAAGAGGACAGCGAGAUUAUUGACUUCUACCCUGAAGACUUUGAGGUAGAUCUGAACGGCAAGAAAUUCGCCUGGCAGGGUGUUGCGCUUCUGCCUUUUAUUGAAAUGGACCGGCUGCUUGCUGCAGUCCAGGCCAAGUAUCCACAGCUGACCGCUGAUGAGGCAGCCAGGAACGGUCUUGGCAGAGACGUACUUAUCAUUUCGGAUGCUCAUGCGCCUCUGUACGAUGAUCUUAUUACGAACUUCUACUCGAAGCGUCAGACAGGUUCGACCUAUAAGCUCGACCAGAAAAAUAGUGACUUGCUGGCUGGAGUUGUGGAAAAACUGCCAGAUUAUCUUCCUCAUGGUUCUCUCGUGUAUCCUCUGGAGAGGAAAUGCAUGCCGGACGUCGAAUAUGACCGGUCACUAACAGUUUAUUACGACAUGCCCCAGGCUGUUGCACACAAGUCAAUGCUUCUUCGUGGUCUGAAGAUGCCUACACCUGCACUAACCCGUCACGACAUUGAUGACCUGAAGAACAAGAUGCGCGGCGGUGGAGGCCGCGGUGGGUAUGGCGGCGGUCGCGGUGGUGGUGGUGGUGGUGGUGGUGGUGGUUACGGUGGAGGUGGCAGAGGUGGUUACAAUGGGAAUAAUGGGAACAACAGUAACGGCGGCCACCGGAAUGGGGUCGACUCGUACAGCCCGCGCGACCAGCGUGGUGGCAGACCCCCGCAGCAUCAGUCUUGGCAGCCUCCUCCCCCAGGAUCGGCCGGCUUUGGGAUGGGCGUGCCGCCUCCUCCUCCCCCAGCUCACCACUAUGGCGGCCAUGGUGGAGGCUACAACGAUAGGUAUGCGCAGGGUUACCCCCCAAGCUACCCACAGUACCCACCACCAGGCCAAGGAUAUCCUCCAGCCUAUCCUCCGUCAUAUGGACCACCACCGGGUCAGUACGGUGGUGGUGGUCAUUACCCGCCGCCUCCUCCUCCCGGUCACAACCAGUCAUACCGUCCCGAUGAUCGUGGGUACAGGGGUGGUUACAAUGGUGGUAGGGAUAGAGGGCCUCCACGAGGUGGUGGUGGUGGUGGCGGUGGUGGUAGAGGAAGAGGAGGUUAUGGGAGGUGA
Molecule: messenger RNA, 3078 nt
Organism: Pyricularia pennisetigena
Lineage: Eukaryota; Fungi; Ascomycota; Sordariomycetes; Magnaporthales; Pyriculariaceae
Exons: 4
Coding region: 1-3078 (1025 amino acids)
Biological process (GO): nuclear-transcribed mRNA catabolic process
Cellular component (GO): nucleus
Molecular function (GO): RNA binding; 5'-3' RNA exonuclease activity; zinc ion binding
Source: RefSeq, a predicted model, not a curated record